Messenger RNA from Benincasa hispida (wax gourd), 1634 nucleotides. NCBI's taxonomy places the organism in Eukaryota, Viridiplantae, Streptophyta, Magnoliopsida, Cucurbitales, Cucurbitaceae. The record is from RefSeq and is a predicted model, not a curated record.
UUUUUUUUUUGUUAAUGUUCAAGUUAAGGGGGUUUUGUAUUUUGCCUCAUCUUCCUUUGAUCUACUUUGUCCCUUUCCUCCAAAUCUAUUCUCUCUCAAAAUCGAUUCAGCGGAUUGAAAAACAAACUCUUUUCUGUAACAGCGAAAAAGAAAGCGCUUUCAGGCCAACCCCACUUCAUCCCCAGCUUCCAAACUUUCCCCUUUCCCCUUCAAUCUCCAUCUUCUUCUUCUUCUUUCUCCAUUUCUUUUUCUCUGUAAUUCCCUCAUUACAAUGCUGGGUUUAGCCCCUCACUUCUGUUUUCCCACCAUUUUCCCCGGAUCCGCCAUAGCCAUGGAUCAUCCCUCUGCUUCUCGCCCCUCCUCUUCCCUUCACUUCUCUGUUCUCCGAUCGCGUCCCAUUCCGGUUCGCUCUCGCCGCCCCAAGUCGAUCCUCAUUUCUUGCCACUCUUCUCGUGAUAGAUCCACCCACAGUCAUGAUGAUGAUUCUCAUCAGGAUUAUUUCGAAGCUUCGUUUCUUGUUUCAGAGACUAUCUAUCACUAUCGAAUGUGGAAGAAGAGGUUCCAAGAGGACGCGACUUUCAACCAGAGAGAAUCAUCGCGUGUCAAUUCUCAUUCACUUGGACUGGGGUUUUUUAGACGUUUUCGAAGCCCAACUGUGUUUCUCAAAAUUUCUUGCAAUGGAGACUUUCUACUGCCAAUUGUCGUAGGAGAAUAUGCUAUCGAGAAACUUAUUGAUUGUCAGCUUGGGAUUGAAAAUGGGGAGGCCCCGGAUAUCUUUCAGUUUAUACAAGAUCUCAUUGUGAAAGUUGGCUAUGAGGCCACCACAGCGAGAAUUACUGAAAGAGUGGUGAACACUUACUUUGCCCGGCUCUUCUUAAGAAAGGAAGGGGAAAAUGAGAUGUUAAGUGUGGAUGCACGCCCCUCAGAUGCCCUAAAUAUUGCAUAUCGGUGUAAGAUACCGGUUCUUGUUAGUAAGCAGAUUGUCUUUGAGGAUGGGAUAAGAGUUAGUUACGGGUUUGGAAGAGUGCACGAGAGGAAGUCAUGUUUUGAUGUUUUACUUGACUGUGCUGCAGAUGGCCCAGAUUUCUUGUCCGAGGAACUUGAUAUGCUGAAGAAUAUGAAAAUGGCUAUUUAUGAAGAACGGUACAAAGAUGCAGCCAUGUGGAGGGAUAAGUUAACAAAGCUCCGCAAGUCGGUACAUGAGGCGUAACUUCGACAUUCCAACUACAUUUAUCUACACUUGGACUUGUUCCUGUAAGUAACUCUCAGUAAUCAACUGCUGUACGGGGAGAAGUACCAUAUGGCGAAAUUGUGUUUGAAUUUAAUACUGCAUCCUAACAGGGCGACUCUUCUGUUGGGUGGGAAUUGUUUCGCUCGCAGGCAUCUCUUUGAACAUUCAAUUCAGCAUUGGAUGGAUUAACACUGAGCGGACUGUUAUGCAUCGUUGCAGAAAUUAUUGAUAGUGUACAGUUACAGUUAAGAGUAUGUAAAUAUUACGUUCGGGUAGUCAAUGUGUUGUAUCUCUAAGAUUUGAAUGAGAUGGCUGAUAUUCUUUUCAGCUUUAAGUUUGCAGAGAAUGCUAACAUGAAAAGGAAGCUUUUGUAUAUUCUAACAAAGUCGUCUCGUUCCUCUCA